Messenger RNA from Hydatigera taeniaeformis, 984 nucleotides. The record is from the annotation of a GenBank genome assembly. Lineage: Eukaryota; Metazoa; Platyhelminthes; Cestoda; Cyclophyllidea; Taeniidae.
AUGAACUUAGUUCGUCCAGUUCCAAAAGACGUGACAAACAGCGUUGUUGAAUCGCCACGUCGGACACCACAAAAGUGUCAGCGACCAACUGAGUUAAUUUUGCGUCGCCCUGCUUCGGCAACUCCAUACCACGGCCGACGUCCUCCUGAAGUUUCUACUCCACCUCCAUCGGAGCAUAUUGAAUUUAAUCAACUUAAAGAAAUGCUUCUUAAAAAGAGUGGUGACCUUUGUUAUAAUUUUGAGAGAAUUACUGCAACUAAGGAUGACUUUAUUGAUGAGGGCCAGUUAGGUGCAGGAACUUGCGGAGUGGUUAAAAAAAUGCGGCACAAAGAAAGACGGGAUCUUGUUAUGGCUGUCAAACAAAUGCAUGUUUCGUCGACUUGUGCUGUGGAAAAUAAAAGAAUUAUGAUGGAUUUGGACGUUGUUACGAAAUGUGUUGGCUGCCCGAAUAUUGUAAAGUGUAUGGGAAUUUUCUUCUCUAUGUCUGAGGUAUGGAUUUGUAUGGAAGUUAUGUCAACCUCUCUUGAUAAACUUAUGCGGGACACCGUAGAACCCUUUCCAGAAUAUGUUCUUGGCAAAAUUGCUGUUUCGAUCGUAAAAGCAUUGGACUACCUCAAGAGAGAGCAUAAUAUGAUGCAUCGAGAUGUUAAACCAUCAAAUAUGCUCUUAAGCUCCAGCGGUGAUAUUAAAUUAUGCGAUUUUGGAAUCAGUGGGCAACUCAAGGAUUCCAUUGCGAAUUCGAAUCAGCUCGGCUGCAUUGGGUAUAUGGCGCCGGAGAGGCUCGAGAAAUUUAAAUAUGACGUUCGGGCUGAUAUAUGGUCCCUUGGAAUAUCGUUAGUCGAGCUUGCUCUCAAGUCUUUCCCGUACAAAGGUUCUCAAUUUGAAUUUGCUAUUCUCAGUAAAAUUAUUGAAGAGCCACCACCAAAACUUCCAAAUGAUGGACGCUAUUCUGCAGACUUUUGUUCCUUUGUGGACAAGUGGUAA